AUGGCUCCUUCGGAAAACCAAUCCCAAAGCGUCGAGUCAGCGACUACCAUUCUUUACGAUUUCAGCCUUGCUGAUAUCACGGAGUCCAAUGACAAAUACAAACAACGUGUUUCCUCAUUUUUCCGUCCUAACAAAUCAAAGAAAGCUGCUAAAACCAAGCACCGCACGUUGACCAGCAACCUAGUGGAUAGUCCCACCAUGAAAGAAACACGUGAAGAAGUUUUUGAAGGAAAAGGCACCAUGGAAAAAGCCCCUAUGACAUUGUUUAGGCGACGAAGAAAUUAUCGAUCCCAAUUUCAGGACGAGUCAGAAGCUGGAUUUGAACAUGGCGAUUCAAUGUCAAGGGGCCAGAACUCAAAGCAUAUCAAUCCCCGAACUGCCCAGUUUAUGAUGCGAAGAGAGCAAGGAUUGAGACGAUUACUGACUUUGAGUGAUGAUCAGACAUCGCAUGCCGAAAUCUUGGCUGAAAUAGUGGCUAGGGACACUGCCGAAGCGAAUAGUCUCAACAAGACAAACACCGGCUCAAAGUAA
This is a messenger RNA of Botrytis deweyae, 531 nucleotides long. RefSeq lists its product as uncharacterized. Bases 1 to 531 code for a protein of 176 amino acids. The transcript has a single exon. NCBI's taxonomy places the organism in Eukaryota, Fungi, Ascomycota, Leotiomycetes, Helotiales, Sclerotiniaceae. The record is from RefSeq and is a predicted model, not a curated record.